AGCGUGACGAAGGCUCGCUUAAAAAUACAACAAGGAAGUGGACGUUCACUGUCAAGGCUAAAAUAACAUUCACCGAGGAUAUAUUUAAUAACCCAACGGUGUCUUAUCAUUGAAUAAGUACCGGGAGGGUAUAGUCAUCUCGGACUUACCCGACAACCCCGUGAGUUUCUGUUUGAAUAACCGUGGAGCUCGAGUCCAGCAAUGAACACGGACGUUGAAUUUCACAUCAGGCAGAAUUAUCCGUGGAACAAGCUGCCAGCAAAUGUCAAACAGAGUCUUGGAAACUCACAGCGUGAAUAUGACAAGCAGGUUCUUCUGUACAGUAUCCGAAACCAGCUACGCUUCCGCAAUAACCUAGUCAGGCAUGUGAAGAAGGACGAGCGCAAGUAUUAUGAGGAGCUGUUGAAGUACAGCCGAGAGCAUCUGAUGCUCUAUCCCUACCACCUUUCUGACAUCAUGGUCAAGGGUCUGCGGGUCACCCCCUUCUCCUACUACAUCAGCAUCAUGGAGGACAUCAUGAACUGUGAGAAGAGUUAUGAUUCCCUGCCCAACUUCACUGCUGCUGACUGCCUGAGGCUGCUUGGGAUUGGCAGGAACCAGUACAUUGACCUAAUGAACCAGUGCAGAUCUUCCAAAAAAUUUUUCCGGAGGAAAUCAGCUCGGGAUCUCCUGCCAGCAAAACCUGUGGAGAUCACGGUAGAGCCCUGGUGGGUGGUGCAGACUGGAUACAUCACUGAGGAUGACAUCAGGAUCUGUUCUGUGGCGGAGAAGGCAGCCAUUGAUAAGAUGAUAGAUUCUGGACCCCAGCUGGCUGGAUCAAUGGAGUACAAUGUGGUUCUGAGUUUGUACAACCGUGGCUAUAUAUAUCUAGAUGUGCCCAUAUCAGAUGACAGCUGUAUAUCAGUGCCGCCGCUUGAGGGUUUUGUCAUGAACCGAGUCCAGGGUGAUUAUUUCGAAACGCUGCUCUACAAAAUCUUCGUUUCCAUUGAUGAGCAGACUAAUGUGUCAGAGCUGGCUAAUGUACUGGAGAUUGACUUGGGCCUGGUGAAGAAUGCAGUGUCCAUGUAUUGUCGCCUGGGGUUUGCUAUCAAAAAGGGUCAGGUGAUCAGCCCGGACCAGCUGCACCCCUCAUGGAAGAGUGCGCCUUCGGUCAACAGACUCAAGAGCACUAUGGACCCUCAGAAGAUGUUGCUGUCGUGGGAGGGUGGCAGUCCAGUGAUGGAGGCAGGUUCCUCGGCCACUGAUACAGACACCACCAGCCUGGAGGAUCAGGACACAGCCAGCGUGAGCAGUUUGAGUAUCCCAGCGGCUCCCACUAAGAGGAUCGCCUUUCUGUUCGACUCCACCCUCACUGCCUUUCUCAUGAUGGGCAAUCUGUCCCCGAACUUGAAGAGUCACGCCGUGACCAUGUUUGAGGUGGGCAAGCUGUCUGAUGAGACCCUGGACAGUUUCCUCAUGGAGCUGGAGAAGGUGGAGAGCACCGCUGAAGGAGAAGCUCAGAGAUAUUUUGACCACGCUCUGACCCUCAGGAACACAAUACUCUUUCUGCGCUACAACAAAGAUCUCACGCCUGAUCAGGGCCCCGAUGUACCAAAUAUAGGCAUGCCUCUGGACCUCCUCCGCUGUGAAAGCCUGCUGGGAUUGGAUCCCGCCACCUGCAGCCGCGUGUUGAACAAGAACUACAAACUGCUAGUUUCUAUGGCUCCGCUCAGCAACGAGAUCCGGCCAAUCAGCAGCUGCACACCUCAGCACAUUGGCCCAGCCAUUCCUGAAGUCAGCUCCAUCUGGUUCAAACUGUACCUGUACUCAGUCACUGGUCAAGGCCCUCCUUCACUGCUGCUCUCCAAGGGCUCCAGGCUCCGGAAGCUGCCAGACAUCUUCCAGGCCUAUGACCGACUGCUUAUAACAUCAUGGGGUCAUGAUCCCGGGGUUGUCCCGUCAUCCAACGUGCUAACAAUGCUAAAUGAUGCCCUCACCCACUCUGCUGUGCUCAUUCAGGGUCAUGGCAUGCAUGGACAUGGUGAGACUGUCCAUGUCCCCUUCCCAUUUGACGAGGAAGACCUUAAAGGAGAGUUCUCCUAUUCCAAUAUGUGUGCGCACAAAGCCCUUAAGAUUCUGCAGGACAAAGUGGAUCUGGAGCACCAGUGUGGCUACAUCACCAUGCUGAACCACAACAACAGACAUCGCAGACGAGCCAGUGACGCCGACGGAGACGCUGAGCUUAGCGGAGUUCUGGAUGCCAAUGGAAGCAAUGAAUCUUUCGAGCUGGUGACGGAGGAGAAUAAUGGAGAUGGCGGUAAGAAGCAGGGAACAGAAGCAUCGUCCAGUGAGGAUGAGUGGGUUCCUCUGGAGCUCUGCUUCGGGAUGCCUCUCUUCAGCUCUGAGUUAAACCGCAAAGUGUGUCAGAGGAUCGUCUCCCACAAACUCUGCAGCAAAGACAGUCUUCAAGAGUUGCUACAUUCCAGUCGAAAACUAGCAUUAAAAGUUCUCAGUUUUGUUCAGUCAUUCCAGGACGGAAAACAGCCCGCGGACCCUGACAGCGGGGUCUCGGGUCCCCUGAGUCAGCCUCCGGCAGAGUCUGGCGUCCCCCUCCCCGCAAUCAACCUGCUCUUCAAGGACGGAGAGCUGAAAGAAUGGAGCGGGCGAGCGCCGCCCUCACUACACAUCUCUGCCCCACAGAGAGAUCAGCCAACAUAAAAUACCACCCUCCAAAUAACCCAGAUCCACAGCAAACUCCACUCACGUACGUCAUCAUGAGUUACCAUGCCACUCAUUCACACACACAAACACACACACGCAGCAAUCAAGUGCUGUUACAUCUGGAUGCGAGCGUCCAGAGAGUCCUGAGUAACUCUAAAAACCCUGAUGGGUUCAAUCACACGUCCCAUUCACCCACUUGCAAAAUUACUUUUAACGUGUAUAUAGACUUUGCUUGGAAAAACAUAGGACCAAUCUUGGGUUGGAUGAAGUCACCUUACUCGUAUUGUCAUGUUUUGUGACCCGAUGCAUGAUAUCACUGCACAAAAUCUCAAAAAAACAAACAAACAAACAAACAAACAGAAAAACUACUUGACUGAAUCAGCAGGGUUUGAAAACAUGAGGUUUACUUUUUGCACAAAGCCUGUGGACAACAUUCAGGUUUAUUUUGAUUUUGUUUUGGAAAUCAAGAUGAUGGUUUAUUUGGUCAGCAGAAGAGCAUUAUUUCUGCUUCAACUGAGACCAAAGACAAACUUGUUUUAUGUUGAUUUUUAUUAUUAUUUUACUUUUUUUGGAUGCCUUAUUUGGUUAUUUGUAGACUACUGUAUGCAUUUAUUCCACUAGGCCAGUUUGAAAACAUUCCCAAACUAUAUAGUCAGGCACACACACCUUCAAGUAGUGACAAUAACAUCAUCAAUGAUCCAUCAGUAUGUAGAUGUGUUGAAUAUCAGUAUAAGUUUAGCGUUUAUUGUGCGAUUAUGCAGUAACACAGCAUUAAAAUCCCCUUCAGUGGCCUGACCUUUUCCCUGAAGGUGCUGCCAGUGUUUCCCCAAUCAAACCUAAUAGUGGUGUAUGAUGAUGAAGACCGAUUAGAGAUCUUGGUGCUGCAUGAUGAGUGUGUAGAUUCGUUGUGUGUAUUGUGCGCCGUUUUCUCCUUAUCUCUUUAUUUCCCCUGUCCGUUCCUUCCUGAAAAGAUAUGAUCCAAAACUACACCGGCCCUGUACCUGACCCUGUCACAGUGUUAGGGAGGAAAAAAACUAAAUAAAUAAACCGAUAGUUUUAAAAGAUCACCCUACAUUUUAGGAAACCCUCUGUUGUAGUGUACUUGAUGGGACUGUGAACAUGCUCUUGUAAUUAAAUGGGUUCAGAAGUUACAUUUCCCCUCUCACGCCAUCCCAUUCUCCAAAAAAAUAUAUGUCAUAACAAACGAAUAUGUAAAAAGUAUAUGAGAGUACUAAUAAAUAUGUUACAAAAACACCCAUUACAA
This is a messenger RNA of Danio aesculapii, 3964 nucleotides long. RefSeq names its product family with sequence similarity 91 member A1 (gene fam91a1). Gene Ontology annotation, cellular component: trans-Golgi network; cytoplasmic vesicle. The coding region runs from base 202 to 2697 and encodes 831 amino acids. Gene Ontology annotation, biological process: intracellular protein transport. The transcript is spliced from 24 exons. The record is from RefSeq and is a predicted model, not a curated record. Lineage: Eukaryota; Metazoa; Chordata; Actinopteri; Cypriniformes; Danionidae.